Daldinia caldariorum is the source of this 1302-nucleotide messenger RNA. RefSeq names its product putative cation diffusion facilitator family metal ion transporter. Gene Ontology annotation, cellular component: membrane. Lineage: Eukaryota; Fungi; Ascomycota; Sordariomycetes; Xylariales; Hypoxylaceae. Bases 1 to 1302 code for a protein of 433 amino acids. The record is from RefSeq and is a predicted model, not a curated record. Gene Ontology annotation, molecular function: zinc ion transmembrane transporter activity. The transcript is spliced from 7 exons. Gene Ontology annotation, biological process: zinc ion transmembrane transport; intracellular zinc ion homeostasis.
AUGGCUACGUUCAGGCUUACGCCAAAGCAGAAGCUUUUCGCCAUCAUCGGCAUCUCUUUUUGCUUUUUUAUUGCGGAAUUAAUCGUGGCCUUCUCGACCAAAUCCCUAGCACUUUUAGCUGAUGCCUUCCAUUACAUGAACGACCUUAUAGGAUUUGUUGUCGCUCUAGCUGCCAUCAUUAUCUCAGAACGUGCAUCCUCUCCCGAUAAUUUUUCGUUUGGUUGGGCACGCGCCCAGCUUCUCGGGGCCUUCUUCAAUGGUGUCUUCCUCCUCGCCCUCGGUGUAUCCAUUUUCCUCCAGUCGAUUGAGAGGUUCAUAAGAGUCGAACACGUUGAAAACCCCAAGCUCGUAUUGAUCAUGGGCUGCGUUGGAUUGGCACUAAACAUUAUCAGUGCAACAUUAUUGCAUGAACAUCACGGUCACGAUCAUGGAGGGCAUAGCCACAGCCAUUCGCCUAUUGAAGACGACGAACAUACCGAAAGCCAUAAGCAUGACCAUAAUCAUAAUCACGAUAACGUCGAGAUUGGAAGACAGUCGGUAGAAGGCUCAGGUGGUAAUGAUCGAGACGGGAUUUCCCUAAUGCCCGUAAGUGCCCAUGCCGAGCAUAGGCAUACCAUCGUGGAUCUUCAAGGUUCGGGACGGGACCUUGGUAUUAUGGGAGUUCUUUUCCACGUUAUUGGCGACGCAUGUAACAAUGUCGGAGUUAUCAUCGCGGCGCUAAUCAUUUGGCUCACGACACCCGAGGCUCGGUUUUAUGCCGAUCCAGGCAUAAGCAUGACCAUUGCCAUUAUGAUUUUAGUGACAUCGAUCCCACUCGUGAAGAACAGCGGCAAGAUUCUCAUGCAGAGCGCUCCGAAAGGUGUGAACAUAGACGACGUCAAGCACGACCUUGAGAAGAUCCCUGGCAUCCAAUCUGUUCACGAACUGCAUAUCUGGCGCCUUGACCAAAGGAAAGCCAUCGCAACCGCCCAUAUGGUUGUAUCAAACAACGACAUGGUCGACUUCAUGAACCGCGCGCGAACUGUCAGCGAGUGUCUUCAUGCCUACGGCAUCCAUUCGGCAACCCUACAACCUGAACUUGCGACCCCUGCAUUGCCGUCAUUCACUAACGAUGGUAAUACCAGCCAUAAUAACAUCACUAUUCCAACGGAGAUUUCUGCGGCCACAACUGCUGGAACUGACUCAUCUUCAGGGGCGUCAAUUAGGAGGCGACGCCCCGACAUAUCAGCACCGUGCCAAAUAGUAUGUGGGAACAUAUGUGAAAGCUUGACCUGUUGCAAUACCAGUACCAUGCGAAUCUAA